CUAUCCCUCCCUGGUUUUUCUUCUUCUCCCGGCCGCUGGUGACGUCGUUGCCGUCGCGCGGCACGGCGGCGUGACGUCAAGCGGAGCGUCGGCGAUGACGUCGACUCGGGUCAAGUAGCGAGCAGGAAAGAAAAUGGCGGACCAAAUCCCCCUCCACCCGGUUCCGCGCAGCACUCAGCGGAGGGCGGCUUACUAUACCCACGCCUCCGGCGCCCAGAGGCAUAACAGGUACCAGGUAGAAGAUGAGUCCUCUCAUCUGGAUGAAAUGCCAUUAAUGAUGUCAGAGGAAGGCUUUGAAAAUGAUGAAAGUGAUUACCACACUUUACCAAGAGCCAGAAUUUCUCAGAGAAAAAGAGGUUUAGAAUGGUUUAUCUGCGGUGGCUGGAAAUUUCUUUGUACCAGUUGCUGUGAUUGGCUUAUAAACAUUUGCCGGAGAAAGAAAGAACUCAAAGCACGCACAGUAUGGCUUGGAUGUCCUGAAAAAUGUGAAGAAAAAUACCCAAGAAAUGCUAUAAAAAAUCAAAAAUACAAUAUAUUUACAUUUAUACCUGGGGUUUUAUAUGAACAAUUCAAGUUUUUCUUGAAUCUUUAUUUUCUCGUUGUGUCCUGCUCACAGUUUGUACCGGCUUUGAAAAUAGGCUACCUCUACACCUACUGGGCUCCUCUGGGAUUUGUUUUGGCUGUCACAGUGCUGCGGGAGGCAGUUGAUGAAUUUCGGCGUUACCAGCGAGACAAGGAAAUGAACUCUCAAUUAUAUGGAAAGCUUACAAUACGAGGUAAAGUGCAAGUAAAAAGCUCAGACAUUCAAGUUGGAGACCUCAUCAUAGUGGAAAAGAAUCAGCGAAUCCCAUCUGACAUGGUGUUUCUAAGAACUUCAGAAAAAACAGGUUCUUGUUUUAUCCGAACUGAUCAGCUAGAUGGUGAAACAGACUGGAAACUAAAAGUUGCUGUUAGUUGCACACAGAGAUUACCAGCUUUAGGGGAUCUUUUUUCCAUCAACGCAUAUGUUUAUGCUCAGAAGCCACAAAUGGAUAUUCACAGUUUUGAAGGCACUUUUACACGGGAAGACAGUGAUCCAACUGUUCAUGAAAGUCUAAGCAUUGAAAAUACCUUAUGGGCAAGCACUGUUGUUGCUUCGGGAACAGUAAUUGGUGUUGUUAUUUACACUGGAAAAGAAACUCGAAGUGUAAUGAAUACAUCCAAUCCAAAGAAUAAGGUUGGCUUGCUGGACCUUGAGCUGAAUCAACUAACCAAAGCACUAUUCUUGGCUCUAGUUGCACUUUCAGUUGUUAUGGUCACCUUGCAAGGAUUUGUAGGGCCAUGGUACCGCAAUCUCUUUCGAUUUCUCCUUCUUUUUUCCUACAUAAUCCCAAUCAGUUUACGAGUAAACCUAGAUAUGGGUAAAGCAGCCUAUGGAUGGAUGAUUAUGAAGGAUGACAAUAUACCUGGAACAGCUGUCCGAACUAGUACCAUACCUGAAGAACUGGGGCGUCUGGUGUAUCUACUAACAGAUAAAACAGGUACACUGACCCAGAAUGAGAUGAUAUUUAAGCGUCUCCACCUUGGCACUGUGUCAUAUGGAAUAGACACAAUGGAUGAGAUUCAAAAUCAUAUUAUUAAUUCCUACUCCCAGGUGCAUUCCCAAGCUAGUGGAAACAGUACCAGUUCAACUCCUUCCAGAAAGAUCCAGUCUUCUGCACCUAAAGUCCGCAAAACUGUCAGCAGUCGAAUACAUGAAGCCGUAAAAGCCAUUGCACUGUGUCACAAUGUUACACCUGUGUAUGAAUCCAGAACAGGAGUGACUGGAGAAACAGAAUAUGCAGAAGUAGAUCAGGAUUUCAGUGAUGAAAACAGAACUUAUCAAGCUUCUAGCCCUGAUGAGGUAGCUCUGGUGCAGUGGACAGAAAGUGUUGGCCUGACUUUGGUGAACAGAGAUUUGACUUCAAUGCAACUGAAAACUCCCAGUGGACAGAUUCUUACCUACUAUAUUCUGCAGAUUUUCCCUUUCACAUCUGAGAGCAAACGAAUGGGAAUCAUAGUGAGGGAUGAAUCUACAGGUGAAAUCACAUUUUACAUGAAAGGUGCAGAUGUUGCCAUGUCCUCCAUUGUUCAGUAUAAUGACUGGCUAGAAGAAGAGUGUGGUAACAUGGCAAGAGAAGGACUCCGUACUCUGGUUGUUGCCAAGAAAUCAUUAACAGAAGAACAUUAUCAGGAUUUUGAGAAUCGAUAUAACCAAGCAAAAUUAAGUAUACAUGACAGAACUCUGAAAGUGGCUGCAGUGGUAGAGAGUUUAGAAAGAGAAAUGGAAUUACUGUGUCUCACUGGAGUUGAAGAUCAACUACAGGCUGAUGUUAGGCCAACACUGGAGAUGCUACGAAAUGCGGGAAUAAAGAUAUGGAUGCUAACGGGAGAUAAACUGGAAACUGCCACUUGUAUUGCCAAAAGCUCCCACUUAGUUUCCAGAACACAAGAUAUUCAUAUUUUCAGACCUGUAACCAGUCGUGGAGAAGCUCAUUUAGAGCUAAAUGCAUUCAGAAGGAAACAUGACUGUGCAUUGGUAAUAUCUGGAGAUUCUCUGGAGGUCUGUUUGAAGUACUAUGAGCAUGAAUUUGUAGAACUAGCAUGUCAGUGUCCAGCUGUCGUAUGCUGUCGAUGCUCUCCCACCCAAAAAGCCCACAUUGUAAAAUUGUUGCAACACCAUACAGGAAAACGUACAUGUGCAAUAGGUGAUGGAGGAAAUGAUGUUAGUAUGAUCCAGGCAGCAGACUGUGGAAUUGGAAUUGAAGGAAAGGAAGGGAAACAAGCUUCCUUGGCUGCUGAUUUUUCUAUUACACAGUUUAAACACAUUGGCAGACUGCUGAUGGUACAUGGUCGAAAUAGUUAUAAAAGAUCAGCAUCACUUGGUCAAUUUGUCAUGCACAGAGGCCUUAUUAUUUCAACUAUGCAGGCUGUGUUUUCGUCAGUCUUCUAUUUUGCAUCUGUCCCUCUAUACCAGGGUUUCUUAAUGGUAGGGUAUGCAACUAUAUACACUAUGUUUCCAGUCUUUUCCUUAGUAUUGGAUCAAGAUGUGAAACCAGAAAUGGCACUGUUAUAUCCAGAACUUUACAAAGACCUUACUAAGGGGAGAUCUUUGUCAUUUAAAACCUUCCUCAUCUGGGUUUUAAUCAGUAUUUACCAAGGUGGAAUUCUGAUGUAUGGAGCUCUUCUGCUUUUUGAGUCUGAAUUUGUCCAUGUUGUUGCCAUUUCGUUCACUGCACUAAUCCUGACAGAGCUCUUGAUGGUUGCACUUACCAUACGAACUUGGCACUGGUUAAUGGUGGUAGCUGAAAUCUUCAGUCUUUGCUGCUAUGUGGCCUCUCUUGCAUUUCUAAAUGAGUAUUUUGGUAUAGGCAGAGUGUCUUUUGGAGCUUUCUUAGAUGUUGCCUUUAUCACAACCGUGACCUUCCUGUGGAAAGUGUCAGCCAUCACUGUAGUAAGCUGUCUUCCUCUUUAUAUUCUGAAGUACUUAAAACGUAAAUUUUCUCCUCCAAGUUACUCUAAACUUACCUCUUAAAAAAUGACUGAACACCUGGUUUUUCCACCAAGAUGACUCUAACUAGAAAUUGCUUCAAGCGUACUCAUUCUACUUCAGUGAUAAGUUGAAGAGAGAAAAAUAGUAACAAGAAAAAUGGAGUAACAGAGCACAAAGAAGAUGGAAGAAUCUGACAGUUACAGUGAAGUUUAUUAGCAGAACCAUUGAGAAUAAAUACAUUUCAUUUUAUAUGUGGCUUUUUAAAACAUCUCAGUUAGCAGUGCUUCUGAAUUUAUUUAAUUGCUACUGUAAAGGAUUUAUUCCUACUGCACUAUUUUUCUGUAUAUGGAACAGAAAACACUUUUUCCUAUAAUAUCAUAAUUUCCAAGUAGUUGCAUUCUCUCACAGAAAAAGGCAUUCAUUUAUAAAAGUGUAACAAGCCUAGAAAGUGUAAAUGCCAUUGUCUGUAUUUGCUGCUAUAUUAUCUCCCAUAUAUGCACUAUAUGAAUUAUGAACAGCUGUCCAUGUAGCGCAGUGUUCGUCUGGGAUCUGUGGUAUCUUUCUUCUCUGUUCUCCAUUGCUAAUCUGCAUUAGGACAUCUGAGUAAUUGGCAGCAGCCUUUCAGUUGCAAAUGGAGGCCAACCUGCACAAAAUGCGAUGAAAAAUAAUGUUCUGUAAAUCAUUCCGUUACACCUGUUGCUCUGCACAGACUGCCACAGACUUCACAGUUCAGUAAAUGUUUUAUAAGUUCCUACCUGCUUUUGUAUUUAUAAAACUAUACUCAAAUAUUAGCACAUUACUUGACAUUUCAUUUAUAGAAGUUAAAUUGUUCUGGCACAGUCCACCAACAGUGCUUCUGUGCAGGCUGGGAUCAUUUUACUGGGAGUUAUGACAAGUCCCAAUAAAAUGAAAGUUGCUUAUACAGCAGCCAAGUUUGGUAAAUUGUGGCCAAAUAUGUCAAUCAGGCUCAGAGUACUUUCCUCAUUGAUUUCAUCAAAGGGAGCUGAUCCACAUACAAAUCCCUUUUUGGCAUACAGACUGCCUUUCUCAGUUUAAAUUAAUGAAGGCUUCCCACACAAACACAUUAUGUGAGCUUAAACUGUACAUUGAAUUCUGAGUCAGGCUAGUACAUGCACAUUGUUAUCUGUUUACUUAAGGCUACUCAGGUAUAAGAAGAAUAAAAUUGUUAUUAUAGUAAUGGUAGAAAAUCCAUCAUCUUCCAACACAUAAUUUAUUACUGCAAGAAGAGAAAGUGACACUCUGUAAUUUGAUGUACUCUUGAAAAACAGUUAUUUAAUAUCUUAUGUACUGUAUUGUUACACAGAAUUGAUAUUUUUUCCAAGGCUGUUUCUUUUUUUCAAGAAAAACAUGUACCCAGUUAUUCAGAAUAGUCAGGUAUCAGCCAAAAGAACAAAUAUAAUUUAACCAUGCUACUAAAUGAGAAUUUAUUUGUAUAUUUUGAGCUGUAAGCAACUUUUUUUAAUAUCAUAUUGUUUUGUGAGAAUGUCUCACAAGAAAACCUUUUGUAGUACCAGUAUCUUAACACCUUGUUAUUUUAUAAUGUUGUUAAACGUAAACACUUCCAGAAAAAGACUGUUGGCAAAUUAUUUGAGCUACAAUCCACUCCAUUUAUGUUGAAAAUGUUUAACAGCAGCUGAUCUUUGUUUUUUAAAAAGACCUUUGAAACAUUCUUCAUUAUAAAAGCAAUAAAACCUCAUUUCUACCAAAUAUUGAAAGUUUGUAAAAUAAAUGUUUUCAUUAAUAUUUAUUUUUAUGCUGUUCUCAAUAAUGUUUUGUUUUUCAAGUUGCUGACCUUAUACAACCAUCAGUUAAUCCCAAUGCCCACUAGAUGUCACUGGGAGGUGGGAGUUUUAUGUGCUAAACACUGCUUUGCUCAUAAUAUGUGAAAUUUGCCAAGCUUUUAAAAAACGUUACAUUUUAACUGUUACUGAAAAAUCUAAAAUAUGUGUUAUUUGGCAACAUUUCUGAAUGAAAAAUUCCAAAUUAGCAUCUAAUGAACAGAGCAGUUAGCUACAUUAUAUCCACUGUCCAUUCAUAUUGUAAUUAUUUAUCCAUCUAUUCCAAGAAGACAACAGUACCAUGCUUAAAUUCAGUAUGCGAACAAAAUCUUAAUGAUGCUUGAUCAUCUUUUGCUAUAAAAUGCCUUUAUUAUGGGCUAAAUUAGUUUUAAAAACACAAUCAACCUGACUGGGAAAAUGCAAGUAGUUUUUUCUAGCAUAUCUGUGUACAAGAAUGCCAAUAUAUAAAUAACUGUACUGUGUAUCUCAUGUAUAUAAAUAUGUAUAUAUGUACAUUAAAAACUGACUGACAAUUA
Messenger RNA from Sceloporus undulatus (fence lizard), 5846 nucleotides. It is a transcript of the gene ATP9B, whose product is annotated as ATPase phospholipid transporting 9B (putative). The coding region runs from base 134 to 3553 and encodes 1139 amino acids. The record is from RefSeq and is a predicted model, not a curated record. Gene Ontology annotation, cellular component: endosome; plasma membrane; trans-Golgi network. Gene Ontology annotation, biological process: endocytosis; retrograde vesicle-mediated transport, Golgi to endoplasmic reticulum; phospholipid translocation. Gene Ontology annotation, molecular function: ATPase-coupled intramembrane lipid carrier activity; ATP hydrolysis activity; ATP binding. The transcript is spliced from 30 exons. Lineage: Eukaryota; Metazoa; Chordata; Lepidosauria; Squamata; Phrynosomatidae.